AUGCAGCUUGGCCGGGCCAGCAUCCUCCUGUGUCUCUGGCUAACAGCUGAGUCCCUCCCCUCACCUGCAAACAGAAACCUGCUAGAAGAAAACCCUCCGAGACAAUGGGAAAGUCCCAAUUUAGGACAACUGAAAUCCCCAGAAGAAGACGAAGAAGAUGUCAAGGUUGCAUUGGAUUUUAAGGAAGCCCCUUCAAAAGUCUUGGUGGUUUCCCUGGAUUCAGAAGACAGCGCUGGACAUCUCCCGCCACCCCACCUGCCCUUGGCUGAGGAGGAAGUGAGACCCUUGAGUUUAUGGCCCCAACCCAGUUCUCAGUCCUGGCUCUAUGAAAGCUCCGAGGAAUCGGUGUGUCACGUGAGGCUGGAUGGGGGCAGCUUUUGGGGUCCUAACCAUCUGGAGGUGGGGGGCCUCCUCAGCCGUUACGACAGUGGGUUCUUGAAGGCCCUGAGCAGAUCUGCCUGGAGCAGAGAGGACCUGGAGACCUUUGGGAUAUGUCCCUCAAGCCCACCCCACAGCCUUCUCGGGUCACUCCAGCGUGUGGCUGAUUCUCUGGGCAGGCCCGAUGGACAUCGUUUCUUCAUGCUACAUUUGGAAGAAGUGAAAUGGGAAGUCGAGACCAAACUCAGGUUUAAGCUGACCUUUCAGAAGGAUGUGGAAGAACCUCUCAGCUCCUUGCAGCUGGUCCUCCUAGUCUUCUAUCAAGGAGAAAAGGAACUGGUGCAUCACGGGGUCCCAAAGAGAUUUCUAGUGGGAGGAGAAGGAUUACAUCAAAAGCAGGUUGUUUGCCUUUCCAGAGGAACCCGCUACCUCGUCCUCCAAGGCUCUGUGAUGUCUGGGAGACAUUCGCCUGGUGAAUUAAGCUAUGAACUUUCCUUGGAAAUCAGACACCAAAACAAUACAGAUGCUGCUGUCUCCUCUGAUGAAGCCCAGGAUCUUCUGUUUGGCUUUGAUGCCAAGUGUUUCACCCGCAGGACCCCGGCUGUCUUGCUGUUGGUGAGACAAAACUUCGGCGUUGGCUCCCAUCCACCCUCGUCUUUCCUCUCUGCGGAUGGCAAGUUAGAUGUAUUACCAUACCUGAAACCCAGCUUGCUGAGUUCCAGCGUAGCCCACACACCCUCUGAGGCUGCCGCCAUCACUAACCAAACCAACAGCACUGUGUCAGUGCUGACAAACUCUGGAUACUUUUUGGAGACCCUCUCCGAAUUUGUCAACAAAGUCCUGAACCCCUCAGGUGAGCCUCCUGUCGCCCAGGGGCACCUCCUGCUGGAUUUCGACACAAUGGAGGCCCUUCCUCACGAACUGCUCAACUUGUCAGAGAAAGUGGCUUUUGAGCGUCUGGUGCAGUCUGAAAAUCACCUCGUGGUCCUUUUUCCCGAGGACAGCCAAGCUUUCAUGGAGCGCCAGCUCGGCCAAUGGAACCUAGAGGGAAAGUUGCUUCAGCAGCUGUUGGAGAAGCUGCGUUCUGUGAUCCAAGAGCUGAAAGCCAUGCCAUCCUUCCACGCCAACGCCGACCUCUUCCGUACUCUGCUGGCUCUGUGCUACUAUCCUUCGAAGGGCUCGGGAAAACUUCCCGCUAGCGAGUCUGCAGAAACAGAGGAAACGCAGACCCGCAGAAAAAUCCACAGCCUUCUGUUGCUCAAGGCUCUCCAGGUGGUGCGCACUCGUUGGCGAGAGGCCAGGAAGGUGUCGUUACGUGCCAACCGUAGCACUCAAGUCCAGGAUGACUACUGCCGGCUGCGAGAGCUCAGGAUAAACCUGGUUUCUACCAGGUACAUCAUUUUACCGGAGUCAUACAACGCCAACAAUUGCGUGGGCCCCUGCCAGAGCCCGCUCUCCACCCGCAUCCCGGACUACUAUUCCCACACCAUUUUUCUGCUGCGUAUGCACGAACAGGGCAUGCCCCUCCAGCGAGCCCCUUGCUGCGUCCCGGUGAAAUAUUCCAAAAGUCUCAUGGUUACCUUUACCAGUGAUCAAGGGAUGAUAGUUAAGGCCUACCCAGAUAUGGUGGCUGAAUCCUGCGGGUGCAGGUAGAGAAGCUCUCCUCGUGGGGGAAUGGGAUAUUGGACGGUGUCCUGCUGUCCUGGCCAGUAUGGGGUACUAUUUUAAACCACAGCACUACAGUAAUCCCCCAUUCCGUCGAUGAAAUUUCUGCAGUUUUGUACAUAGCCAGUUUGCAACGUUGUUCUUGCUUUUUAUGAUGGUAGGGAGAGUUGGACCCCUCCAGUUUAUUUACAGGAAACACCAACUAGCAAAGUGUAGGAUGAGAAUUGUCGUUCCCCCGUUCAGAGGACCUUGAGAUGGAUGUUUAAGUUCCGAAGGGACAAGUUAAUGUUUAUUAACUGAUGUGGCCCAAUAUGUAAGCUUGGCAUUUCUUGAGUUUUCAAGGCUUCUGGUGGGAGAGAAAUAGAAAAUUCACUACAGGCGGUCCUCCUUGGUGAAAUGGGACUGUUGCUAAGCAACAUAGUCAUAGAAAAAUGUGGCCGCAGAGACUCGACAGCAGUUCUGGCUGCCCUUUUAAGUGAAUCAUGCUUGGUGGCUAAGUGUGAUGUCACAUGACCGCGACUCGCCGGUGGCUUCCUCGUCCACUUCGCUCGCGGGAAGUAGGCGAGGAAGGUUGCAAAAUGGCGAUCGGGUCAUAAUCGCAGUGCCCAAACCUAAGGGACGCUGUGAGGGCCACCACUUCAAGGACCAGCCUCAGUCUCUUCAUUCAGCACCACCAUCAGGUCGAAUGGUCGCUGAAUGAGUUGUCGCUAAGCGAGGACUGCCUGUUUUCUUCUUUUAGGAAGUCAGCUGUACAGAGCAAGUCUCCCAAUUAGAGAAACAGAGGAAUGAGACAAUGAGAGGAAGAAAGAGACAAUGCGUGCUGUUAAUUCGUCUAGUGAUCAAGAAGGUAAAAUGUGAAAUGCUGGUAAAGGUAGUCCUUUACGUAGGACCACAAUCGAGCCCAACAUGGCUG
Molecule: messenger RNA, 2956 nt
Organism: Ahaetulla prasina
Lineage: Eukaryota; Metazoa; Chordata; Lepidosauria; Squamata; Colubridae
Gene: AMH
Product: anti-Mullerian hormone
Exons: 5
Coding region: 1-2031 (676 amino acids)
Biological process (GO): gonad development; Mullerian duct regression
Molecular function (GO): growth factor activity
Source: RefSeq, a predicted model, not a curated record